Cladocopium goreaui is the source of this 1985-nucleotide messenger RNA. NCBI's taxonomy places the organism in Eukaryota, Dinophyceae, Suessiales, Symbiodiniaceae. The record is from the annotation of a GenBank genome assembly.
AGCCAACUGGGUGGUAGCUCAAGCAAGGGAACCUGCGCGCCAUGGCAGACCAUGACUACAACAAUGACAGCGCGGACAGCGCAGAGGAGGAGUCUUCAGAUUCUGAAGGCGAGCUGUGCAAGACGCCCAAAGUAGACACUACGCGACGCUGCUGCUUUGCUGCUGCAAAUCGAAGAAAAACAAUGGAUGCGGUCAUCGCUGAAAUGGAACAUGAACCACCUUCAGAGACAAAGCUGAGUUUGAUUGAUUUGCUCUGCAUUGGAGUGGGCUCCACGGUGGGCUCUGGUGUUUUCGUCCUCACAGGGGAUGUACUACCUGUUGCAGGUCCUUCAGCUAGUUUGAGUUGGAUUUUCGCUGGUGCGGCCUGUCUCCUGAGCGGCUUCGCAUACAUGGAGCUCUCAGCAAGACUUCCCACCAGAGGCUCCUGCUACACAUUUUCUUAUCACGGCCUUGGAGAGCUCUGGGCUGUCAUAGGUGCAUUCUGCAUCACUCUGGAGUAUGGAGUCUCAGGUGCAGGUGUGGCAAGGAAUUGGUCCAGGAAGAUGGGCAACUUUCUAGGUGAGGACUACAAACACGUGGUCUUCUUUUACUUCGGAAAGGGCACUUGGGCAGCGAAUGCCACUGCCGCGGAAUUGGAUGAUCCAUAUGCCAGGACUGACCACAAUUACAUGGACUUGUCUGCUGCUUUCCUGACUGCGGGUUGCACAUUGCUUUUGAUGGGCGGCUUAUCUCUGAGCAAAGCCGUGGUGAACCUCAUGACUUUGAUGAAAGUCCUCCUCGUGAUUUUCAUGGUGAUUUGUGGCUUCCUUGGUGCUUCGCAAAAUAUUUUCGAGUCUGGAGAGGUCUUCGCCCCUGGCGGUAUUUCUGGCGUCGUCAAUGCCACGACGCUGCUCUUCUUUGGCUUCAUUGGCUUCGAUGAGGUUUGCUGUUUGUCCUCCAAAGCCAAGAAUGCGUCCCGCACCAUGCCAUUGGCGCUCAUUGGCACGUUGGGCAUUGCAGCAGUGGUGUCUUUCACUGCGCAGUUGGCCAUCUCCUUGAUCUCUGAGCCGGGCAAAUCGAGCGACUUCGGCACCGCUUUUGCUGAUAAAGGUUGGACCGUGGUUUCAUGGAUCGUGUGCUUGGGAGAACUGAUUCUGCUGCCACUUGUGGUGCUUUUAAGCAUCUUGCCCCAGCCUGAAGUUUCAGCAACGAUGGCCACAGAUAGGCUUAUCCCAUCCAUAUUCCGCAAGCAGAGUAGUGAUGGAACUUUUGUUUGGGGAUUAGCAUUGACUGGAUUGAUUGCCCUUGUAGCCUUGGCAUUGGCUUGCCCUGUCAGCAUCUUGUGGAAUGUGAUCAGUUUGGGGGUUUUGCUGAGCUUCAAUCUCAGCAACGCUUCUUUGAUCAACAUCCGCUAUGGCAACGUUGGGGUAGUUUCUCAGCCAAGGGUUGCCAAGCUGGUGUUUGUCAUUUUCGUGUCCGCCAUGGUAGCUGGCUACAUCAACUGGAAGGGCAUUCUUUCCUUGGCGUUGCACGGGAAGAUGCCCUACCUGGCUAGCUUCAUCUUGGGAGCAGCCUUCACCCUCCUGACGGUGUACUUGACCAUUCAUUUGGCCUGCAGAUACAGCCAAAUACACGAAGAAAACCAGGAAGAGAUAUUCCAUGCGCCCUGUGUGCCCUUUAUCCCAGUCCUUGCCAUUUACAUCAAUUCCACUCUGAUGGCCGACAUUGAGUGGAAAGAUCACUUCGUCUUGUUCAUGAUGCUGGGAGGGUGGCUGCUGCUGUACCUCCUUUACCCGUGCCUCGCGCGGAAAAAGAGUUUGGAGGUUUAAUCAUGGAGAGCUUGGUGGGCAAGGCCUCCGCACACAAGUACCCCGACAGGCCCUGCAGGCUCAGCUUCAUGUGGCAGGUUAUAGAGUUGCAAAUUGUAAAGUUGUAAAGGCGUUUGUGUACUGAUGGAGCAGUGGAGCUGCCACGCUUGGAAACUCCAGGGGGGCACCACAGAGAAG